GUGAUCCUCAUUUUUCUUUAAGAAAUUAACUUCUUGUUACGUCUUAAUUCAUCGCCCGUGUAUCGUGGUGUGUUUGUGAAAAUGGCGCUAUCGUGUGCGAUUUCGAACGAAGUGCCGGAGCACCCAGUGAUAUCUCCAGUUUCUGGAUCCAUUUUUGAAAAGCGCCUCAUUGAAAAGUUUCUGGCAGAAAAUGGAGUAGAUCCAAUCAAUGGCAAAGAGCUCACGGUCGAACAGUUGAUUGACGUUAAGACAACGCCACUGGUUAAACCCAAACCACCAAGUGCCACAUCUAUUCCAGCGAUAUUAAAGAUUCUGCAAGAUGAAUGGGAUGCGGUCAUGUUGCACUCAUUUACAUUAAGACAACAACUGCAAACUGCACGGCAAGAAUUGUCCCAUGCUUUAUAUCAACAUGACGCUGCUUGUAGAGUUAUUGCCAGAUUGACUAAAGAGGUCACUGCAGCUAGGGAAGCUUUGGCAACGCUGAAACCGCAAGCUGGUAUCGUACAAGCUGUUGUCAUUCCACAACCGGCUGUUGCUGUGGAAGCUGGCGGUGCUGCUGCUCAACCAACGGAGCAAGCUGGUAUCACUGAAGAUGUGAUAGAGAAAUUACAAGAAACAGCCACAGUCCUCACUCAAGAAAGAAAAAGACGUGGCCGUCUUGUUCCUGAAGAUCUUAUGCCGCAGGAUAGCAUUCGCGCAUUCCAAACACUUGCUUCUCAUCCUGGCCUUCAUUCAGCAAGUGUUCCUGGUAUACUAGCACUCGACAUUCAUAGUUCAGAUACCAGUAAGAUCUUGACUGGUGGUGCUGACAAAAAUGCAACAGUAUUUAACAAGGAUACAGAGCAAGUAGUUGCUAUUCUUAAAGGCCAUACAAGAAAGGUGACACGUGUAAUUUAUCAUCCCGAUGAAGACAUUGUUAUGACAGCAUCACCAGAUACUACUAUACGUGUUUGGAAUGUUGGGACAAGUCAAACAACGCUUUUACUGAGAGCCCACGAUGCCGCUGUAACCGGUUUGUCAUUACAUCCAACUGGAGAUUAUUUGUUGAGCUCUUCAUUAGAUCAGUACUGGGCAUUCUCUGACAUUCGUGCUGGUAGAUUAUUAACUAGGGUUGCUGGAGAAGCAAAUAUACCUCUGACAACAGCUCAGUUUCAUCCUGACGGUUUAAUUUUUGGUACUGGCACAGCAGAUUCACAGGUCAAGAUUUGGGACUUAAAAGAACAGUCCAAUGUGGCAAACUUCACAGGCCAUAUGGGACCAAUAACGGCGAUUAGCUUCUCAGAGAAUGGUUAUUACCUUGCCACAGCUGCGGAGGAUUCCUGCGUUAAACUGUGGGAUCUGCGGAAGCUGAAAAAUUUCAAGACUCUCCAGUUAGAUGAAUUUUAUGAAGUAAAGGACAUUUGCUUUGACCAAAGUGGUACUUAUCUUGCUGUAGCUGGCACUGAUGUUAGGGUAUAUUUGUGUAAACAAUGGCAAGAAUUGAAGGUGCUGAAUGAUCACACAGCAACUGCAACUGGUGUUCGCUUUGGAAAGCAUGCUCAAUACAUAGCAUCAACCAGUAUGGACCGUACACUAAAGCUGUAUGGCUUACCAUAAUUUUACUCAACUUAAUCCUUUGACGAGAACUGAUCGACUGGUUGAACGACGCUAAAUUGUUGUCAGCAACAAGGUAGCCAUCUGUGCAGAGCCAACUCCACAGUUUUUGCAAAUAUGAAAAUUCGUGUGCACUAAAACAGUGUCUUUUUCUCUGUUCAAUAACAAAACAAUAUAAACUUUCAAUUCAUAACCUG
Orussus abietinus is the source of this 1790-nucleotide messenger RNA. It is a transcript of the gene Prp19, whose product is annotated as pre-mRNA-processing factor 19. Bases 82 to 1596 code for a protein of 504 amino acids. The record is from RefSeq and is a predicted model, not a curated record. Gene Ontology annotation, molecular function: protein binding; ubiquitin protein ligase activity. The transcript is spliced from 8 exons. Gene Ontology annotation, cellular component: Prp19 complex; cytoplasm; U2-type catalytic step 1 spliceosome. Gene Ontology annotation, biological process: protein ubiquitination; mRNA splicing, via spliceosome; DNA repair. NCBI's taxonomy places the organism in Eukaryota, Metazoa, Arthropoda, Insecta, Hymenoptera, Orussidae.